GAUGCGGGACAUUGCCGAACACGGUAAAGGAGAUUUCGCAAUCUGCUCCUCUCCAUGUUUCAAACAAAAACAGUGUGAAGAGAGACGGAAUUAGCCUCCAACUUUUAUCCUGUGCUCCCCCGUUUCCACGGAUGGUUGACUACACGGCUGAACACUGAAGGUUGUCCCAUCCGGACCCGUCCCCUCCGUCCUCUCUGUCCUCCGUCUCCGUUUCAUCUCUAAACCUGAGGAGACUCCGGUCAGAGAUCAGCUCCUGAAGGCAUCACAUCCAAAUGAGCCGGCCGUCGCAGGCGAAACUCACCACAGCUGACCACAACGGCGUGAGCGUCAUCCAGAGCCAGGCCCACGCCGCCCCGUCCUCCUCGUCCCUGCAGGCGGCCGUCGCCGGUCUGCAGCAGGUACCACAGCUCAUCCCCGCCGACCCCAGCUCCGCCGGCGGCAAGGCCCUCCCCCCCAGCAAGAUGAAGAAGCCCCCUGCGGACAAGGACAGCGAGGAGUACCGGCAGCGGCGCGAGCGCAACAACCUGGCGGUGAAGAAGAGCCGCAUGCGCAGCAAGCAGAAGGCCAUGGACACGCAGCAGCGCGUCAACGAGCUGAAGGAGGAGAACGAGCGGCUGGAGGCCAAGAUCAAGCUGCUCAGCAAAGAGCUGAGCGUGCUCAAAGACCUCUUCCUGGAGCACGCUCACAACCUGGCCGACAACGUGCAGCCGCCCGCCGGCGCAGAGGGAUCCAGCCCCGCCCCCAACAGCAGCUCCACCAAUGGGCAGUGAGGGGGCGGAGCCAGAAAGACUCGGUCAUCUUCAUCGUUUGUGUGUCCCCCCCCCCCCCCACUGGAAAAUUCUGAGAAUUUAUGUGACUUUUAAAUGAAAUUGAGACAUUUAAGGUGAAGCCAGCUGGUUGGACAGAAACUCUUCUGUUGUCGAGCCUCUGAUUGGUCGGCUCGUUUUAAACCAGGAAGCUGAUGUUUUGUUUUUUUUCUUAUUCUAGUUUUUAACGGCUUCGUCCUCUACCUGUUGUCCUGUCCGCACGUCUCUUCUCAACUUAAACAUAUAACCAGCGCUGAUGACUCUCUCUGAGGAGUAUAAACACUUUCCUUUGUCCUCAGAGAUGCGCCUGUCCUCUACAGCCCAGCUCGUCCUCAGAGACACAACCGAGGCGGUGAGCAGGGUGAAGCCCUCCGCCUCCAGACGGCCGUGUUGGGAGGGUCCAGACGCCUCAGACUCAGCGAGCUGUGGCUUUAAUGAAAAUCUGGUUUAACACGGGCAGGGUCGUCUAAACAGAUCGAGACAGGCCCCCACCGCCACAGAGAGGGUGGGGCCGCACUAUAAUUACCUGGGCUUUGUGCAGGUGUGGACUGUCUGAUUUUGGUUCCACCCACAGGUGUGGUGUCUGGAUCCUGCUGCUCCUGAACCACAAGCUAAAUUUUCCCACAGCGUUCCCAGAGCUGCUGUGACUUCCAGAUGUUUCUAUGAAUCCCAAGUUUUCUGUUCUAAUUUUUUUUUUUUUUUUAAGUUUUAAAAGCAGAUUUUGCUACAAACUUCUUGUGAUUCUGCCCCUGAAAAAAACAACUGUACCAGAAUGCACCAUGAUGAUAAGGCUCCACCUGCUGAAGCUCCAACAUGUGCUCAGAUUCACAUGAAGGUCCCCGUCACACAGGGACUCUGCAGGAUCCUGCCUGAGCUGCUGACUCACAAACAGAAACCAUCUUUAAAGUUUUAUCCACAAUAUAAAAUGGAGCCUGCUGGAUUUCUCAGACUUCAGGUCCUCAAGAAACACCAGGACCCCACCAUGAGGGAAAACUGGUCCAGCGGUGGUUUCUGACUUGGAGGCGGAAGGAUCCUUCAGCCGGAUGAGACUGGAUUUCUCACUUGGAUUUUAUUUGUGUUUUUAUAAAUUUAUCUCAUUAAUUCUGGAAAAAUAGCUUUUUUUUCUCCAAAGUGGAUAAAAAUCUAAGUUUUAAUGUUUGUGUGAAAAGUUCUAAAAAUCCAAGUUCUUCAUGGAAAACUGAAAGUUCUGGACUCCAGGAUCUGGAAUUGUGUUUCUGGUUUAGGUCUCUGCUGCUGGUUUGAAGCCAGACAUUGUCGGAAUGUUGUGGGAAUGCUGUGGGAACACUGGGAACACUGUGGGAAUGCUGUGGGAACAGCCUGCAUCUUUUAUAUGUUGGGUUUUGUACUCUUUUAUUCCAGCAGCAUGUUUGCAUGUAAAAGAAAAUCCUGGGGGGUCAGAGAAAAUCCAGUGUUCUGGUUCGGAAGCAGCUCUCGUGUUCGGGAUGUCUUGUGUUGGUCUGAAUGUUGCUGGGCAGCAUUUCUGUCGCUCAGCUGUUUUAUAUCACGUAUGUUGUAAAUUAAAUCUGAGUAUAAAAGUU
Melanotaenia boesemani (Boeseman's rainbowfish) is the source of this 2365-nucleotide messenger RNA. RefSeq names its product CCAAT enhancer binding protein gamma (gene cebpg). NCBI's taxonomy places the organism in Eukaryota, Metazoa, Chordata, Actinopteri, Atheriniformes, Melanotaeniidae. The coding region runs from base 273 to 770 and encodes 165 amino acids. The transcript is spliced from 2 exons. Gene Ontology annotation, molecular function: DNA-binding transcription factor activity, RNA polymerase II-specific; RNA polymerase II cis-regulatory region sequence-specific DNA binding. Gene Ontology annotation, biological process: DNA-templated transcription; regulation of transcription by RNA polymerase II. The record is from RefSeq and is a predicted model, not a curated record.